This is a messenger RNA of Rhodamnia argentea, 461 nucleotides long. RefSeq names its product GDSL esterase/lipase At1g29670-like. The transcript is spliced from 2 exons. Gene Ontology annotation, molecular function: hydrolase activity, acting on ester bonds. The record is from RefSeq and is a predicted model, not a curated record. Lineage: Eukaryota; Viridiplantae; Streptophyta; Magnoliopsida; Myrtales; Myrtaceae. Bases 10 to 300 code for a protein of 96 amino acids.
GUGAUAACGAUGGGGCAACAAGUGCAACAAUUUGCGACAGUUCAAGGCAAUAUCACACAGCUAUUGGGUAACAAAAGUGCUGAGUUCUUCACAAACUCGCUCUUCUUCAUCAACGAUGGAAGCAACGACAUCUUCGAUCACUACUGUUACAACGAGACCACCAUGUUCGAGCCAGAGCUCAUGGUCACCCUUGCGUCUAACUACACGGACCAUCCGACGGCUUUUUACAACUUGGGAGCUCGGAAGUUCGGGAUUGUAAGCAUCCCUUCAAUUGGGUGCUGCCCGUUCGCGCGGCUCUAGAACUUGACGACGAACGGGUCGGCCUGUUUCAUGGAGCUGAACGAUUACGCCCGGACUUUCCACUCGAUGGCCAUGGGUUUAUUACAAAAUCUGAUUUCCCAGCUCCAAAGCAUGACAUACUCACUGGGAGAUGCAUAUACCAUGACCUCUACCCUCACGGG